CAAACAAUCGCUGCCAAUGUUUUGUUGUCAAAAUAGAAAAAUCGAAUUUUCAGGACCGCGGCCGAAAUAGUGUUACCAAUGAGUGAUUUGUUCAGUUUCCUAGCGUGAAAACGGUGUGCUGUGCUUAUUAGAAGAAGAUCUUUACGACUAGGACGAAGGAUAAUAGCAAAAUGCCGGAGGAAGCGAUCAAAAAUGAAGGUGAAAUUGAAAACGUUCGAGUCGUCGUACGCGUGCGACCGAUGGACAAAAAUGAGCUCGAUUCUAGCUGCCAGAACGUGAUCAAGGUGGACAAAUCGAACCGAAGCAUCACGGUCGUAAAGCCAACUGCAAACUCCAGCGAGCCUCCCAAGGUGUACUACUUUGAUAACGUUUUCGGCGAAGAUUCGACACAGAUCGAUCUCUACGUUGACACCGCCCGUCCGAUCGUAGAUAAAGUGCUGGAAGGAUACAAUGGCACGAUUCUGGCGUACGGACAGACCGGUACCGGCAAAACGUACACAAUGUCGGGCAAUGCAGAAUCGCCCCAAACGAAGGGCAUCAUUCCGAACACGUUCGCGCACAUCUUUGGACACAUUGCGCGCGGCAAAGAAAACCAAAAGUUUCUCGUGCGUGUCAGCUACAUGGAGAUCUACAAUGAGGAGGUGCGCGAUCUGCUCGGAAAGGAGCUAAACAAAAGCCUGGAGGUGAAGGAGCGUGCUGACAUUGGUGUGUUUGUGAAGGAUCUCAGCGGGUACGUCGUACACAAUGCGGACGAUCUGGACAACAUCAUGAAGCUGGGCAACAAGAACCGUGUCGUCGGUGCAACGAAGAUGAACUCGGAAUCGUCACGCUCGCACGCAAUCUUCUCGAUAACGAUCGAGUCCAGCGAAACAGAUGAAGCCGGCCGGCAGUAUGUGCGUAUGGGCAAGCUACAGUUGGUCGAUCUGGCCGGUUCGGAACGACAGAGUAAGACACAGUCGUCGGGUUUGCGGUUGAAGGAAGCGACCAAGAUCAACCUUUCGCUGUCCGUGCUGGGCAAUGUGAUCAGUGCACUGGUGGAUGGUAAAAGUACACACAUUCCCUACCGUAACUCGAAGCUAACGCGACUGCUGCAGGAUUCACUCGGUGGCAAUAGCAAGACGGUAAUGUGCGCCAGCAUUAGUCCGGCCGAUUCGAACUAUGUUGAAACAAUUUCGACGCUGCGAUACGCAUGCCGAGCAAAGAGCAUUCAGAACUUGGCCCACAUUAACGAGGAACCGAAGGAUGCACUGCUGCGUCACUUCCAGGAGGAAAUCGAAGAACUCAAGCGACAGCUUGAGGAAGGUAUCUUUCAGCAGGGAAUUGAGAGCGGUGAAGAGGAGGAGGAAGAUGAAGCUGAAGGUGAGGAAGAGAAUGAUGAGGACGCGGUGGAGGAAGAGUGCGAUCCGGACGAAGAUCGCGAGCGCGAACGUUUGGAGCGCAAGGAAAAGCGUCGCAAGGAGAAGGCCCGGGAGCGUAAGGAAAAAAGUGACGCCGAGAAGGAACUGCUGGAAAAGAAGGCAAUGGAGAAUCAGCAGGAACUGAAGAAAGCAAAAUCGGAGCAAGACCAGCUGCGGGCGAAGUUGUCAUCGUUGGAGAACAAAAUUCUCGUUGGCGGAGAAAACUUGCUAGAAAAAGCGAAAGAACAGGAGUUCUUGUUGGAAAAUUCGAUCACCGAACUUGAACAGCGCACUAAAACGGAGCGCGAGUUGAAGGAAAACUUGCAAAAAAUCGAAGCCGAACGUAUCGACAUCGAGGAGCGGUACAGCUCGUUACAAGAAGAGUGCGUGGGCAAAACGAAAAAGUUGCAGCGCGUGAUGUCCAUGCUGAUGAGCAUUAAAUCGGAGCUGGCCGAUCAGCAGCAGGAGCAGCAGCGGGAAAAGGAAGGCAUUUACGAAAACAUUCGUAGUUUAUCGCGCGAACUGGCACUUUGCGAGUUGGUAAUCAACUCGUACAUUCCAAAGGAGUAUCAGAACAUGAUCGAGAAAUUUACCCACUGGAAUGAGGAUAUUGGCGAGUGGCAACUCAAGUGUGUUGCGUACACUGGCAAUAACAUGCGCAAAAACAUCCCAGAACCAAAGGUCAACACCAAAGAGACGGAUCUGGUAGAUCUGUCGCAUGUGUAUCUUAGCUACAAUACGGACUCGGUGGCUGAACCAAUACGCGCAAAAACGGCAAGACCGCGCACAUCCGGCAUUGCACGACCGACGACGGCCAGGAAGUACUAUUAGGAAGCAGAAAGUGACAGAUGGUAUUGUGGAAAUGAGGCUUUUAGUCGUGAAACUCCUAGCAGAAUAGAUACGAGUAUCAGUAACUUUAAAGGCAACAAGUCACAUCACAUCAAAGAACACAAAUGAUUUCAUUAAAUCGACCAUUGCUGGUGUUGUCGCGUAAACAUACUACAGUCGAUGCAGAUUUAUCAAAGCUUGCACUAAGCGCACAACAGUACAGUCACUCGCUUUAAACGUGCAAUACGAUACUAGUCGCUUUAUGGUCGAACAAUUGACGAUUGUCAGUGAAUUGUUAUUUUAAAAUCAAAAGUAAACCUUAAUAUGAUGGUGCCCACCUAACUUAACACAGGAGAGUUCAACGAUCAAUGUGCAUCAACGUGCAAGUUAUAAUUUUCUGUAUCUUUACGAAAAGGUAUAUUUUGUUGACAAGUGUAUUAUUGUUUUAUAGCAUACCGGUGUGAACCUUUCUACGUAGUGUUAUGUUGUAGCAGUAUGAAGAAUUUACUUAGUUUAGACGUUACGUACACGUUACGUUACGUUACGUAGAAUUUACGUACAGCCGUACGCAUUCAUACCAGUCACGAUAAUCUUUUCGCCAUUAUAACAUGAUUUCACCCCAUCGCUACCAUAUAGGCAUGUUAAACUGCGCACUGGAAAAUGUGAACUAAUGUAUCUGUUUCUGGUUUAAUCUUACUAUGGACAUACAUUGCCUCCGCGAAAAAUAGCCAAUGAUUUGAAUGACAGAUGUACCAAAACAGUAGGAAAACAAAAGCGUAGAAAGAUUUUGCUGUGGUUGUGACAAUAUUCCAGUAAUUUAGAGACAAAACCAGGAUUUAUUUAUGUGUACAGAUGUGUUUUUUGCUUCAGUUUAGGUGUAGUAGUGUACGCACUUUGAAUUAUAGUUUUCUUCAGCACCAGCGUUCGUUACAAAAACCAUGUUUAAAUUUAAUUACUUGCUUACUAUUAACACUUUAUUGAGUGCAAACGUUUCUCGAUAGGUUUGGUUUCAACGGGGUAGUCGAAUACUACCAACCCCCCAGUCCAACCGUAGCGCACGAGUGAAAUGUGAAGAAUCAAAUGUAUUUUCUAGACUAGUCAAUUGCUACAUUCGGGGCAAAUAAUAUGGCACUCAUAAACGUAAAUGAUGAUUUUCAUGUCCGCUAUAGGAAACGUUUGUCUACUACUCAUGACUUUGUAACUGAGUAACGGUACACAGUGCAAUGAGUAUAGUUUGAAGCAUUAGACUAAACAUAAAAUGAAAUACUCAACAUACACACAAACACACCCUGAUUGCAUAUUUGUAAUGGAAUUUAUUGAAAUACACCAGAAAACGAUAGACUUCAAGCUA
Anopheles funestus (African malaria mosquito) is the source of this 3576-nucleotide messenger RNA. RefSeq names its product kinesin-like protein KIF3A (gene Klp64D). Lineage: Eukaryota; Metazoa; Arthropoda; Insecta; Diptera; Culicidae. The record is from RefSeq and is a predicted model, not a curated record. Gene Ontology annotation, molecular function: ATP binding; microtubule binding; microtubule motor activity. The transcript is spliced from 5 exons. Bases 171 to 2228 code for a protein of 685 amino acids. Gene Ontology annotation, biological process: microtubule-based movement.